UGGUUGGCACUGAAAGGCAGCUCUGAUGGGCACUGAUAUGUGGCAUUGAUGUGCACUGGUAGACACUUAUAUAUGGCAUUGAUGUUCACUGAUGGGCACUGGUAUGUGGCAUUGAUGGGCACUGACAGGUGGCAUUGAUGGGGCUGCACUGAUCAUCAGGGCACUGAUGUCCCCUCUGAGGAAUACCAAUUACCGGCUCUCCUUCCCCUCACGCACUGUCAGCGUGGGGAGAGGACUGCCAAUAACCGACAUUUCCUUGUUUACAUGUGAUCGCUAUGAUUGGACACAGCUGAUCACUCUGAUCGGUGAUCCACUGUGUCCAAGGGACACAGCGCACCACCGG
Staurois parvus is the source of this 343-nucleotide messenger RNA. NCBI's taxonomy places the organism in Eukaryota, Metazoa, Chordata, Amphibia, Anura, Ranidae. The record is from the annotation of a GenBank genome assembly.